UCGAAGAAAAAAGUCGAUUGCUUUGGACGUGUGUAGACGUCCGGUCGUCGCGAAAUUUGUUUUUGUAGUGGAACACAAAGAGAGCAGAAGUGGAUUACCGAUCGUUUUGCCGUGCUGCAGCUGUGCAUAAUAAGGUGAUAAACACAGGCCAAAGGAUUACGCGGCGCCUCACUCGUGCAUCCUUGUGCAUUGACGAUGUAUACAUACUAUGGGCGCGUCUCUUUUUGUUCCUUCGCGCGUAUGUUUGUGUGUGUGUAUGUCUGACGUCGCUCUGCCUGUGCGUCUGUGUGUGUGUCUCGCCCCUCGGUCGAAGCGAGCAGAGCAGAGCAGCCCGCAACCCGCAGCCCUCUCGCCCACCUCCUAAAGUCAGUGUACAACUUGUUUAUAUUUAAGAUUUGAGAUUGGAGAUCGACCCGCGACCGAGACUGGCAAAGCAAAGCAAAGCAAGGCAAGGAAGCACGCAGAAUGCUGCUGAAUUAUUGAAACAAGUGUCGUCGAAUUGUGAUUUCUCGUCGGGUGAAUUUUCGCACGCACACCAAGCCAGCGUUGCUCGCAAACACACGCACACAAGCGAAACGAGAUUUUGCAAGUCGCGUACGCGCUGGUAGUGGUGCCCUCUCGUAGUGUUGUAGUUGUAACCGUGUCUGUGUGGGUGCCUGUGUUGGUGCUUGUGCAACUUAAAAAUUCAAUUGUUUAUUGCUGGGCAAAACUGGUACCGUGUACAGUGUACCGCGUACCGUGUCCGCGUACCGCUCGCCUGGAAAACAACAUUUAAAACGAACGCAAGGCGCAUCGCGAGCAAGUGAGCAACAAUAAGGUGUCGCGGCGGCGCCUUCCCAUUUCCACGGUGAUAAUAAUCAUCGGCAUAGGGUUGCGACGCGAAAGCCACAAGUGAAAGUGGAAUGCUCUGUCUAUUCGCGUUAGUUGGCAUAGUCUUCAAUACCCAGCAAAUUGCAUCGCUCCACUCUCCACUCACCGCUCUCCAUUCUCCACUCUCUGGUCUCCGCACCGACUGGAUAUGAGGACACUUGGUUCGAUGGGCGAAAAGCGACUGUAGCAGCUACUAUAAAAAGGACGAUCUGAUAUGAGAGCCACAUAUUCCGCGCCAAUGAGCGGAGACGACAGGGCAAUUAGAUGAGAAAGACCCCGAUGACCCAGAGCAAACCAUUUCACUCAAAAACGCAUAGUUGAGCGAUGGAACCAACAAGCAAUUCCGAGGUUGUGCCAGAAGGAAAUGCUUACGUCGCCAAUUAAGCACACUCAAUAGCAAUUAGAAGCCAAACCUAAAAUCUGCCCACAAUACUACACGGCUAUCCAACUAUCCGCAUUCAAAUCAAAAUGAACUCCGUUAUAUCUGCAUUUAAGGGUAAAAAGAAUAGCAAUGCAACCUGCAGUUCUCCCAUGGGAUCGGCGAAUGGCACUGCUCCGGUGGAGGCAAAGCAAACUGCUGGCGGAGGACUCGUCGGCGUGGGCAUCAGCAUAGCCAGCGUGGGCGGCGGCGUGGCCAAGAAGAAGCCCGUGGCCCAGAACAGUGGCUACCCGGCCCUGCGCCACAUCCGCGAAAUCGAUGCAAACAACAUGCUCCUUUCCUCCGUCGUCGUUGUGGCAGAGGAACGGCCAGUCAGCAAGCCCUGCUCGCCCUCGACAGUGGCGACAAUGGCCACCGGAAUCGAUGUCGUGGAUCACUGCCUGCCCACGACGGUGCGAUUGUCCGUGACAGACGCGCUGUCCGACUUAAACAUGAACGGAAAAGCCGUCGAAGCCGUGAGCCCAUGCACUCCGAUUGGCGACAAUGCCAACCUGGAGGUGGCUGAAACAUGGGCGUGUCCACCGCCAGCGCCACCAGCGACGGAUGACGAGGACAUUUCCGAGCACUCGACUGCCGCCUGCACCAGCACCAGUAGCUCCAGCGAGCACAGCAACAGCACCGUGGUGCACAGUCCCACUGUGGCGGAGAGCACCUGUGACUCUGUUUCCGUCUCCGCCUCGGCAAGCCAUCCAAGUCCCAGCGGGAGUCAGCACAACACAUCGUCCGCCACCUGUAGGAUGAGCAGCCCGCACAGCCAGUCGUCGCUCUCCAUAGCCUGCGAGCCUCACUCGGCCUCCACCACCACGCUCUCCUCGCUGGGAUCGGACCUGGGCAAUGGAAACGGCAGUUCCGUACCCGCGUUUCUAAUGACCGCCCCCGUCACGCUGCCCAUCGGCGGUCAAAUGCCGACGAUAAAGUGCCUCCCGGGAGCCAGCUCAGCGGCCAGCACGCCCAAGCACUCGCGAUACUCCAAGCCACGUCUCAGCCUGAGCCGCGUGUUUAACCACUCCAUGCCCUCCGUGCACGGCCGACCAAAUCUCAGUUUGGCGCCAUCUGCAGCUCCGGGAAGUGCGAAUCCGCCGAAACGCAUUUCCACGCACCAAAGAAACUUAAGCUUGGACUUUAGAUCCAUGGGCAUACUGCUUCCGCCCGUCUCGCAGGUGACCAACAAUCACAGCAAUCACACCCAGCACCACCGCAAUCGCAGCCUCGACAGUGCCUUGCAACGCAUUCCGGAGGUCGAAGUGUCAUCACCAAAUGCUGAAAGCGAAAACACGUUCUGCUCACCGUCCAUUCUCGGUGCGACUAUGUGCUCCAAAAUUGCCACGACAGCGGCAAGUGUAACGUCAGCCCUCUCCCCACCAGGCACGCCCACGCCGGCUCUGAUGUCGACGGCGUGCACGCCCACGAUUGGAGCCGCAAAGGGCAACGUGCAACAUCCUGUGCCGCAGCAUGAGCAAUCGAUUUCUUUGGCAGCCGCUUGCAGGUCCAGUGCCGUCGUGGAGUCUUGUCCAACGUUACGAAUGCGGCCAAAAUCCAGCGAGUCGGUUGCGGCCAGUGGCCCAGAGAUGAUCGGUGUCAUUGUCGGCAGCACAGGCAACGGCAGUAGCAGCAGUAACAAUAGUUGCAGUAGCGCUGGUAGCACCAAGAAGCGAGAGGAUCUUACCAGUCUUGGAUCGGAUGAUUCUGGCAUCAUCUGUGGCUCAGAGUCGGACCAAAUAUCUCUGAAUCGCAUAUGCCACUCACAUGAGUCGCUGGAUUCGGGUGAGAUGGACGCGGAUGCCGAUGCCGAAGAGGAGUGCGUUGAUCUAAUGGAUACAACAUCCAUCGACGAGGAGUACAACAUUAUGCAACCGGACCAUCUCUGCCUCUAUCCCCCACAUGCCGCUUCCACCGAAUUGGACUGUCGCACCCUGCGUCCGUCCCGGAAACAAAAGCGACAGCAGCAGCAGGUCCUGGAGCGGAGCAACGUGCCGUCGUCCCAAAACCAGGUCGAUAACGAAGACACAGUGGAUGCUGGCGUCGACGCCCGAACUCGCUAUCGCGUCAUGAACAUGUCGCAGGCAGCUAUCAAUGUUGAACUCGGAACAGCUCCCAAUGAAAUCGAUCCGGAUUCCAACCACAGAGAAUCUCAACAAGACCACAUCGCCGAUGCACAUUGCCUGUCCACGCCAAAUGUAACGUCAACGGCGUCAGCCACGCCAUCGGCGACUCCGACACCGAUUGCCACUCCGACACCAACGGAGAGCACGAAGAACGACCAAGUGCUGUUUAAGAACUUCUUUGGCGCCACCAAGAACGCCAUAUUCCGCACAGCCCAGAGCAUUAUUGAGAACCAUGAGAAGAAAAACGCCGCUAAGCAGAAAGAGCAGCCCGAUCACUCUGCGACAGUCAGUGUAGUAAGUGUGCCAAAUGGAGGAAGCAGUGUGCCACAAGACGUGGUCAAGUCACCUACAGACAUUUCCAAAAAGAAGGAAUUCUUCAGUUUGCUCACGUCUAGUUCAAGCAAAAAGGCAGCGGCUGCAGCUGCAGCAAACUCGGCUGCUAGCACGCCCCCUGUCACGCCUACGGAAACGCUAGCUGCAAAUUCAAAUUUAAAGCUUCAACUGCCUUCCGAUCCACCUGCCGAUUCAAAAGUAAAGGAACGUACUCUCAACUUGCGUCUACCUGGAGAUAGUGAAGGCAGUGAAGGCGCAUUGACAAAUUGUUCAUCAAUCAACUCGAUACACAAACUUAAGCUUCCUGUUCCUGGCGUCGUCAAGUAUUUCAUCAGUGAAAAAGCACCUGUGUCAGAUGUGCUCCAGAAGCCAGAGAAAGGCCAAAGCGGCCUUUUGCGUUUCUUUGAGUCGCCAGUGUUCAACAUACACUUUGCUGUGCAUUACCUCUUUUACUCGAAGGAACCGGGAGUUCUCAGCUUUAUCGGCAACAAGAUCUUCAGUUUUCCCGACCAAGAGGUUGAUCUAUACAUACCACAACUGGUUGUUAUGUACAUUCAGAUGGAUGAGCUAGCUGAGGUGCUAGAUCCAUAUCUUACCAUUCGGUGUCGCAAGUCGGUUGACUUCUCGCUGAAGUGUCUCUGGCUCUUGGAGGCCUAUAACUAUCAAGUGGAUUCGCUGGGGAACUCGCACAGCAGUUCUCGGAAAUCUAAGCUGGCGCUCAUGAAGGAGAUAUUCUCGAAAAGGGAGCACAAGCAGGCUCAGAACGACCUCAAGUCUGCCGGCACUGGAGCUGUUGGAGAGCCGAGGUCGGUGGUCGCCCUUGCCAAGAAGACGCACCACCGUUCGCAAUCUGAUGCCACUGUGCUCCUAGCCGACUUCCGCUCGCCCCACACACUAAGUAUAUCGCACCGUAUGUACCAGCAGCCACCCUAUACCACACAAACACUUCCCACUACGCCCGCCAAACUGUGCCUCGGUGACUUAACUUCCGGACACGCAUUUGAUAACGGGUGCACCUGCUUCGAGACGGUUCGAGGCCAAGUGAACGGUCUGCUUGGGCAGAGGACGCUGUGCAGCUGUGGAGCUCCAAAGACGUCACCGCAGAAGGAGUUUAUGAAGGCGUUGAUGAACGUUGGUAAAAAUCUCACCUCAUGGCCCUCCAAAGCGGAGAAGACUUCGGCGCUGCGGAUGUCCCUCAACCUGAUUAACAAAAACCUGCCCGCUAGAGUCUGGCUUCCUCUGUACUCGGACAUUCCACACCAUGUCGUUCGUAUUACAGAGGAGAAGACCGCAGUACUGAACUCGAAGGAUAAAACGCCCUAUAUCAUAUACGUAGAAGUGGUUGAGAUUCCCGACAUCUAUACUUCUCCCCUGAUUCCAAAAAUGAUGCCUUCACUGCGGCACACCAAGAGCGAAGAGCACUUGGACGGCUCCUGCCUGAACUCCCACCAACAUCUGAGCUGCAGUCGCACUUCCAGCUGCAGUAGUAGUCAGCAGGGCACUAGCUGCCGCCGGAAAAAAGGAGCAGAAGCUGAUGGCGGCUGCGGGGAUGCUGGCCCACACAACAGCUGCAGCAAUGUACAUUCGUUGGGUGGACUUCAGUUCCAGGAAGAUGACGUGUGGUCGCAGGAGGAGGACGAAAUAACAGCGCAGUACCUUAACAUGCGGAAGGUGAGCGAGCGGGACACCAUCUCACAAAUAUCACUGGAUUCCUGCGAUUCACGAGACCAAGGUCCACCAAUCGUUUUCAAUAUUGGCGACGUGCGCUUGCGUCACUGCAGCAAUUUGAGUUGCGAAAACACCAAGUCCUUCAGUAACGACCCGGAAGAUCCUUCGGCGGCUGCUUUAAAGGAACCUUGGCACGAAAAGGAAAAGCUCAUCCGGGAGUCCUCGCCAUAUGGCCAUCUAUCAAACUGGCGGUUGCUUUCCGCCAUCGUAAAGUGUGGCGAUGAUCUACGCCAGGAACUAAUGGCUACCCAACUGUUACAGAUGUUCAAAAUUAUUUGGCAAGAAGAGCAAGUGGAUCUGUGGGUGCGCCCGUACAAAAUAGUCUGCCUGUCGAAUGAUAGUGGUCUUAUUGAGCCGAUCCUUAACACUGUUUCCCUGCACCAAAUUAAGAAGAACUCCAACAAAUCAUUGAAAGAGUAUUUCAUCGAUGAGUACGGCUCGCCAAACGGAGAAAGUUUUCGGCGCGCGCAGAAAAAUUUCGUCCAAAGCUGUGCGGCCUACUGUUUAAUUUCAUAUUUGCUGCAAGUCAAGGACAGGCAUAAUGGCAACAUUCUCUUCCAUUCGGAUGGGCAUAUUAUACACAUUGACUUUGGAUUUAUUUUAAGUAUAUCACCUAAAAACUUGGGAUUCGAACAGUCGCCCUUUAAGCUAACGCCAGAAUUUGUCGAGGUGAUGGGUGGCACGAACUCGGAGCAUUGGCGUGAAUUUAAUAAGCUCUUGUUAGUUGGAAUGAUGUCUGCUCGAAAGCAUAUGGAUCGUAUUAUUAACUUUGUGGAAAUUAUGCGCAGCAAUGCCCAUUUGCCGUGCUUCAAGAAUGGGUGCUCUGGAACCGUACAGAAUCUCCGAAAACGCUUUCAUAUGAAUUUAACCGAACAAGAGAUGGAGCGAAAGGUUGAACAGCUUGUACAGGACUCGUUGAAAAGUCUGUCAACCAAACUGUACGACGGUUAUCAAUACUAUACGAAUGGCAUAUUGUGAGAACGGUUUUUUAUGAAGAUCUAAAUGGAUAAUCAUAAUAGCGGAUAGAAAUUGCCAAGCUGGUAACCAACAUAAUGGACUGACUCUUUUGUAAAGGAAUUAUUGUAUAUUAUAUAAUAUGUUAUUAUCACCGAAAAAAAACAAAAAGAAUGAAAUUGUACCAAACCUUAAUCUGUUAUUGUAGUUUAAAUCGUUCGUUGUAUGCGUUUUCAUUGUUGAAUUAGCGUAAGGUGUAUGUUGUCUAGCUUUUAAGAGAUGAAGAAAGUGUAAAUGCUGAAUGUAAUUUUAGUUUGCCUGUGAGAGAUCGCGAGACACUCGCUAUUCCAUUUUGAAAUUCAUAAUUUACCUGUACAUAUAUGCACAUUUCUACUAACCAGCCUUACGUUUCGAUAACUUGUUUAUCUCUUCAUCCCUUUCUAAACUUAAACUUUUGUAAUUCAUAACUAUAUAUGUAAAAGCGUCUAAUUCCAAUAUAUAGUCAUAAGUAUAAGGAUAUAUAUAUAUGCUUAAUACUGCUGCAGCAUAGAAUUUUAAUACAGCAAUAUAAUCUUUAAGAAGAUCUAUUAAAUACAAAAUUUAGAUAUCUUUAACGAGUAUAUAGAUAAAUAAUUGAAAUGUUUGAGUCGCUGUCAGCUGUGUUUGUAUUUGCAUAUUUAACUAAGUAAAAGAAAAUUUUUAAAUCCCAAUUAUUUUCUAACUUAAUAUACUUCUAAGCUAUUGCGAAAGAGAUAUAAAACAAAACCAUUGGAAAGGGUACUAAAACCAAUAGCUAGGCACUGAAAGUGCACAAUUUCAAGCCUAUAAAAGUGAGCAGCACUAUUCAAGGUACAUACUUGUAUGUAUGUUUAAGUAAACUUUCACGCAAAAAUUAGCUACAAGUAUUUAAGAGUGUAAAUUAAUAUUUCUACAAAUUAUCAAAUAAUGUCACUAAAAUAAAUGAGCGUAUUAAUAUACAAGAAAA
Messenger RNA from Drosophila yakuba, 7414 nucleotides. RefSeq names its product phosphatidylinositol 4-kinase beta (gene fwd). The record is from RefSeq and is a predicted model, not a curated record. Gene Ontology annotation, molecular function: 1-phosphatidylinositol 4-kinase activity. Gene Ontology annotation, biological process: phosphatidylinositol phosphate biosynthetic process; phosphatidylinositol-mediated signaling. The coding region runs from base 1339 to 6453 and encodes 1704 amino acids. Lineage: Eukaryota; Metazoa; Arthropoda; Insecta; Diptera; Drosophilidae. The transcript has 12 exons. Gene Ontology annotation, cellular component: cytoplasm; membrane.